AUGGUGGAGCAGGGAGACGAGGCGCCGCUGUUGCGCUGGGCCGAGGGCCCAGCCGUGUCCCUGCCACAGGCCCCCGAGCUCCAGGCCAGCGGCCGGGGAUGGGGCGCGGGGGGCGGCGGCGGGGGGCUGGGGAGCGGGCCUGCAUCCGGGGCCCGGCGGGCUGCAGAGCCCGGGAAGAAGAAGGAGGAGGAGGAGGAGGAAGAAGAUGAGGAGGAGGAGGCGGAGUUCGGUCCGGGGGAACUGCUGCGGCGGCAGUCCGGGCGUCUGCCCCUGGAGGAGGAGGAGGACCAGGUGGUGGCCGUGUUCGUGGUCACUUUCGAUCCCCGCACCGGUAACAUGCUGGAAUGGUGUCUACCUCAGGAUAUUGAUCUGGAAGGAGUUGAAUUCAAAUCCAUGGCCAGUGGGUCCCAUAAAAUUCAGUCUGACUUCAUCUAUUUCCGAAAAGGGCAUUUCUUUGGCCUUGCCUGUUUUGCUAACAUGCCUGUGGAGAGUGAACUGGAGCGUGGAGCACGUAUGAAAUCUGUGGGCAUUCUCUCACCUUCCUAUACCCUCCUUUACAGAUACAUGCACUUCUUAGAGAAUCAAGUCCGACACCAGCUAGAGAUGCCGGGACAUUAUUCUCAUCUGGCUGCAUUCUAUGAGGACAAAAAAGGUGUGCUUCGCGCUGGUGAGGGAAAACCCAACUCUGUGCACCCUGUUCACUGGCUGCCCUCCAUCCAUCGAUAUAUGUAUCCAGAGAUGAAGAUCACACACCCAGCUGGCUGUAUGUCUCAGUUUAUUAAGUUCUUUGGGGAGCAAAUCCUUAUCCUUUGGAAGUUUGCUUUGCUUCGAAAACGCAUUUUGAUAUUCUCUCCUCCACCCGUGGGAGUUGUGUGCUACAGAGUAUACUGCUGCUGCUGCCUGGCCAAUGUCUCUCUGCCGGGCAUAGGAGGAACAAUUCCUGAAUCCAAACCCUUUUUUUAUGUGAAUGUGGCAGAUAUUGAGAGUCUAGAGAUAGAAGUAUCUUAUGUGGCUUGUACAACAGAGAAGAUCUUUGAAGAGAAGCAUGAUUUGUAUGAUGUUUAUGUGGACAACCAGAAUGUGAAGACACACCACGAACACCUGCAGCCACUGCUUAAGCUCAACAGUGCUGAUAAAGAAAAAUACCGGAGACUUAAUGAGCAGAGGCAGAUGCUGUUGUACUCUCAGGAGGUGGGUGAGGACUGCAACCCUUGUGAAGAAGACCUCUUUGUUUUGUUUUUCUUGGAGCAGAACAACAGGAUAUUCCAGACUUUGCUGGAGGUCUCCGCAAGCCAGGACAAGACACUGACAGCAGAGCAUGCCCGGGGAAUGGGCCUGGAUCCCCAAGGGGACCGAAGCUUCCUUAUGGACUUGCUGGAAGCAUAUGGCAUUGAUGUGAUGCUAGUCAUCGAUAAUCCCUGCUGCCCUUAGAGAGGGUUGGUGAAGAAAUGACUCCCUCAUGUGAAGAGACACGCACCCCUGGAAUUCACCCCACUGGCUCCCAAAGGAUUUCAUUUUUAUUUAACAAGUUUAUAUGAAAGAACAUUAUUUAUACUUUUCAACAAACAUAACUUUUACAUUUUCCUUUUUUUCCCCCUUCCUUAUCCCUCAAAUUAAACGACCUUGGUUUUGUAUUCUGGCUUUGAUAGAACUUUCACCCCAAAACUGUCCAGGUUUUUGGGCCUGGUCUGACCUUGGGAAGUGAGAGUGAAAGCUGAUUUCUUAAGGAGAUCUUCUAGAGUGACUCAGGGAUGAGAUCAAGUGGAAGAUUGGUUACCAGGACAGCCCGCUUCUCUAAAACACUGGAACAGACUUCAGGAAGGUUAUUUCUGUUACUGGCAGUGUUCAAGAGAAGACAACUAUCUGUCCAGUAUGAUUGAAAUAUACCCUUACCUGAAGGCAAGGGACCAGAUACCUUAAGUCCCUGGAUGCAUUUUAGGAUUUUGAUCCUCUGAUUUCAUCAUGUGAAUUCCUGUUUGGUGGCCAGUUGCUUCAACUAAAGGAAGCAAGUACACUUUUGGUAGCAGUGACUGUAGGGCAGGACAUAAGCAUGUGUCUCAGCCUAAGUACUACUGAAAACUGGUAUAAUGUCAUAAGAAACUUGCAAGAGUCGAAGGAGGCCCUGAAACACUUUUACAGGACUGCUACAGGCCAUUCAUUCCCUUUUCUCUCCAUUCUAUAUUCUACAUAGCUCAUGCUAGAGCUUGGAUGGGGGCAGGAAUUGACUACCGUGCCCUUGACAAAAAUUUCCCACGGGUUAGUUUCCACUGAGGGCUAUGUGUACUGGGUUUAAAGAGCAGAGUUUAUUUUAUAAGAUAGAAAACUGGCAUGAAACUGAAAGGAAGGUUGGACUCUAAAUCUACUGAGUACUAGGGCUGGUUAUUUCAACUGGUCAGAGUAUUAAAGCUAAGGAAACAGAUGUGAUCUCUUUUAAAGGUCCUAUUUAUCUUUAGUAUGAAGGGCCAUGAAUGGCAUUCUUGAGUCUAGUAACUGAAGCCAGGGACAGAGAAGUUAAUUUAUUCCCUUCCUUGGUAGGAAGGAAUCUCAACAGUGCCUUCUCUCAGGGUAGAGUUAUCAAGAACACUAGUGAACACGAGUUGUGGAUGCAUCCAAGUUCCCACAGAGCUUUCUGUCUGGAUGCCUUUCACAGCCAUAUUCAAAGUGGUGGGUGACUGCCCUCCUGUUAACUUGGGGGAAGAGGAGGGGAAUUGUUAAGUCAGCUGCAGUCAGCAGCCUGCUCGUGGGAGCUACAAUGAGACCUUUCACAAUCCAGGCCCAUGGAUAUGGUGGGGUAGGAACUAUUCUUUCUCCUGGGUCUCAGUUUUCAUAGCUUGGGCUUGGGAAGUGCUUUCUCCCCUUCUUUCUCUCACUAUAUUAUUUUAACAUGAAUAUAUGUGACCGUAACCAUGAUCCACCAGAUGAAUUGACAUAGUUGGGAAGAACAAUGAGGAAAAAAUGAAUUAUAUUUUUUUUUACCAUCAGGGAUGACAAAGGCUUCUGCUUUCUUUAGAAGUGUUGGCCGAGCCUGACUUUUAGGAUGUGAAAUUUGAGUACUGUGAAAUGCAGAUAUACUUGAUGGUAAUACAAACACAUUCUCCAUAUUCAGGGUAUAUACUUUCAAGUAUAGACAAAAGACUUAAUGAAUUUCUUUUUUUUGCUAUGGGUGCAGUGGCCAGCGUUCCAAUGAUACAAGUAUUUGUAAAGAAAAAAAAUCUGUAACUUCCUCUUGGGAACACUGUGGGCCUUCUUUUUUGCCUCUAUUACUCCACUGUCUUUAAAAUGCCUCUACAUUCAUAGGAUCUGAGGUUUAAAAAGACCUUUGGGGAUAUAUAUUCAAUCUGAGGUACAAUCCAGCCUCUUCUGUCAUAUUCACUAAUUUUGCCUUAUGCUAGCAGGUAAGGACUUUACCCUCUAAUUCCUGCAGAGCUUAAGCACCUAUGUCUAAUCAUCCCCAUCAAUUCCCUUAAAGCAGACUGGAAACCAAGGGCCUGGACCUCAUGAUGGAAAGGCAUCCACUUAGGUACAUAGGAUGUCAGAACUACUUAAGAGGCAUUAGCCAGAACAAGUCAUUCUGUGGACUCCAAAUGUCUUCUUGCUUUAAAGUCCAGUUCAUUUUACAAAGAGUUAGACAGUGGCAGUACUCAUCAGUGUAAGGAAAGGAGACAGGAUUCAGAUCUGUCUGGAGCUUUCUGAUCUAGCUAGACCUGAGGCAUUCCUUCUCCCUAGUAUGGUGAUUACCAUUCUUGGUUUGCAAUAUUAGACCAGGGGCUUCAUACACUAUUGAACCAUAGUAAACGGUCACUGACUUGAAGUAGAAAACAUUUUGCUCUCAUAGGGCAUCAGCCAUCAAAGCAUCACAGAUGUUUUUCAUUCCUAUUUUUUUUGGGGGGGGGAGAAGCAGGCUAGGGAUUAAAAGGAACAUGAGGGAUUUGCUAGGUAGAAUCUGUGGUACUUAUUUGCAUAUGUAAUUUACCUUGUUCUUCCCUAUGGUAAAAUAAAGCAAAAUUUGAGACCAAAACAUGUAUGUAAAAAACCCAUAUAGUGUGAAAAUUCCCCUACCAACUACUGAUCCAUCACAUUUCAACCUGAGCAGUGGAGGAUGAAGAUAAAUUUAAAACCUUACUGCUAUCUUGUUCUUUUUAACAAAAGCAUGAGAAUUGAAGAUGCUUAUGUUUGAGCAAACUAGAAAAUCCUUUAAAAUAGUUAGAACUAUGAAGUUACUUGCCUUUAAAGGAGUCUUUUGGGGGAAACCCCUUGUGAAGAGCAACAACUAAACUGACCUUUUAAUGGCAGUGGUGCUCCCCAGCUAAGGAAAGGUAAAAACUUACACUCUAGGCAAUAGUGGAGCUCUCCGGGCAUGAUGGGCCAGCGGUCUUGCCAAUCCCAACAGCUCAAGCCUGUAAGAAUUGAGGGGCCCAAAGAGUCAAUGUUCUCCCAAGAUCUGAUGCCCUAUAGCAGUAAGCAAAAAACUGGGGAGACCCAAGAAUAGGUGUCUUAUCCCCAAGGUCUGUCUUUGCACUCGGCUGAUGGGACCAAGAAUCCCUUGCUUUGGGUGGUAAAAGCUUCAACCUCCCCAUCCCCUGAACUGUGAGUGCAGAGCAGCCCCCUUCCCUUUGUAGAGCCCACGCAUCCUUUAUGAUGACUUGCAGGACUGUUUCCUAUUAAAAAGUGAUGCUACCACAAUUUGACUUGAGAGUGGAGUCCAUGCCUUUCCGCAUGUCCUUAAAAGAUGUGAUUAGAAAUCUUAUCUUGAUUACUAAUAGGUCUGUGCUCUAAAGAGCUACAGAAGAUUACUGAAUAUUGUCAGAAAAUCCUGCAAGUUGAUUUUUUUUCUUACAGGAAAGGGAAAGUUAUUUUUCUAUCAGUGACUAAAUAUUUAAGGGAUUUCAAAACUACAAUGCUGGAAGAAGGCAAUUUUGUUAUAUUAAGGAAACCUGCCCUAAAAGAAGCCACAGGAGUAUGAUUUAAACAUCUUAGCAGAGGGAUAGUUGUCAUCCAAUUACGAAUAUUCUCUUCUUAGGAAAUGAGGUUUAGUUAUUCCUGAAGGAGAUAACACAACUAGUUACACCAACUACAAAAGAAAUCUAUUUUCUUAGAAAGCAGUAAAGCUGCAUGUUCCUGACCGAUCGACUCCUGUUAACAAAUGCCUCCCUUUGUUCUGAUGGAAAGGUUGAAGGGCAAGGGGGUGGGGUGGGAGAGAGGAGAAGAAACAUCCAAACCUUCCCCCCCCCAUUAGGUUUAUUCACUUCAUUCAGGUCAAUCUUUGGUCAUCUUGGAAGCACCGGUUAAAUUGAAGAAAAAACAACAGAUGUAGAUGAAUAUAAUCUGAUUUCUCUUGCCCUAUGACCAGUGCAGCCUCCUGAACACCUUAAAGAUGGAAAGCACUUCUAUUAACAUCUUGCUAGCAAUAACAAAAACCUGACGGUUUUUCCCUUCUCUCCAAAACCCCUUUCCCUGAAGAGUUUGCCUACCAAAUAUGAAACCACGGAAGCAAAUACUACUCCAACGACAAUGCUUGCAAAACCCUACUAACUCUUAGCUGUGGCGAUUCCAAAGGCCCAACAAAGGUUGGGGUUACCCCUAAUGAUAAGACAAAAAUGGCACUUGAAUUUGUUCUGUUGUACAAAUGGUUACUGUAUAGUUUAUAUCAUACCUGUAUAGAUCUGAGCCAAGUGGUCUACAGAGGCUGAUAUGACCAGAGUUAUGGAAAAUCGUUUUUACAAUUAAAGUUCACGUUUUAACAUGAA
This is a messenger RNA of Vombatus ursinus (common wombat), 5747 nucleotides long. It is a transcript of the gene DENND11, whose product is annotated as KIAA1147 ortholog. The transcript has 9 exons. The record is from RefSeq and is a predicted model, not a curated record. Gene Ontology annotation, cellular component: cytoplasm. The coding region runs from base 1 to 1431 and encodes 476 amino acids. NCBI's taxonomy places the organism in Eukaryota, Metazoa, Chordata, Mammalia, Diprotodontia, Vombatidae.